CCUAUAAACCAAAGCCAAGCCAUCGACCCGAUCGACCGAACGCACAAUCAUAAUAAUACCACACACACAGAAGCAAGAAGCUGCAAAAAGCAAGAAGAAAAGGCAAAAAAAAAAAGACAACUUUUUCAACCUUCUGAUUCUAUGGAAGUCACCCGGAAAAUGUUGAACUUGAAGGAGACUGAGCUCUGCCUCGGCUUGCCCGGUGGCCGCGGGGGAGAUCAGCCCUCUGAGAUGACCGGUCUCAGAGCUGCCGCCAAGCGGGGCUUCUCCGAGACCGUCGAUCUCAAACUUAACAUUCAGAGCAAGGACGACGCUGCAGCGGUGGAUCUCAACGAGAACGUCAAGAACAUUCCGUCUAACGGCGACGGUCAAAAGAGUCUCAAGGAUCCUGCUAAACCACCUGCCAAGGCACAGGUGGUAGGGUGGCCGCCAGUGCGAUCCUACCGGAAGAACGUUAUGGCGCAAAAGAACACGAGCGGUGAAGGAGCGGAGAAAGGAAAUGGCGGGAGCGCCACCGCAUCGGCCGCCGCAUUUGUGAAGGUUAGCAUGGACGGAGCUCCAUAUCUUAGGAAGGUGGACCUGAAAAUGUACAAGAGCUACCAAGAGCUUUCUGAUGCCUUGGCCAAGAUGUUCAGCUCCUUCACUAUGGGUGAAUACGGGACUGAAGGAAUGAUAGACUUCAUGAAUGAAAGAAAGUUGAUGGAUCUUCUCAAUAGCUCUGAGUUUGUGCCAACUUAUGAAGACAAAGAUGGCGAUUGGAUGCUAGUCGGCGAUGUCCCUUGGGAGAUGUUUGUGGAUUCAUGCAAGCGUUUGAGAAUCAUGAAAGGAUCCGAAGCAAUUGGGCUUGCCCCAAGAGCCAUGGAGAAAUGCAAAAGCAGAAGCUGAAAUGAGAGAAAUGGAUGGAGAAAAGAAGAAGAAUGGUUCCAGCUUGGGAACGUGCAUGUUCUGUGUAUUUUUUUUUUAAUUUUAAUGUUUUUUUUAUUUCUUUUCUUUUUUUGAAUUAUUAGUAUAUAAAGAAAAUAUCAAAAGAUCUGUUGUUGGGGACAAUAUUUGUAAUAGAAGAGACAUGAAAAGCUGUAAACUUCCACCUACUGUCUGGUUGGGUUUGUUUGUUUAAUUAGUACUAUUACCACUAAUUAAUUUUAUAAAAAAAA
Molecule: messenger RNA, 1154 nt
Organism: Momordica charantia (bitter melon)
Lineage: Eukaryota; Viridiplantae; Streptophyta; Magnoliopsida; Cucurbitales; Cucurbitaceae
Product: auxin-responsive protein IAA14
Biological process (GO): regulation of DNA-templated transcription
Cellular component (GO): nucleus
Source: RefSeq, a predicted model, not a curated record